AUGUCGGAAUCAGUGGAAAAGCACACGCCUGAUGCCGCAAAUGCUGAGGCGCUCAAUGAGGCUCCGAUUAAGCCGAAAUGGAACCGCUCGCCAAUUUACAAUGCAACCAUCCUCGGCCUCUGCAGUUUCGCAGCCCCCGGUCUCUGGGGCGCAAUGAACUCCCUCGGUGCAGGCGGCGCUCAGAAACCCUACCUCGUCAACACCGGCAACGCCCUCACCUUCUGCCUCAUGAUCAUCUCAUGCUGGUUCACCAGCGGCAUCGUUAAAUAUGUUGGGAUAAAAGGCGCUCUCGUCAUCGGAACCAUCGGCUUCGCUCCCUACAGCGCAGGUCUCUACCUGAACAACCGUUACGGCGUUGAGUGGCUUGUCAUCUUUGGCGCUGCGUGCUGUGGUGUUUCGGCGGGUAUCUUCUGGGCGGCCGAGGCAGCGAUCGCGAUUGGAUAUCCAGAACCCCGAAAUCGAGGACGGUUGGUGGCAUAUUGGCUUUCAUUCACAAGAUUGGGACAGAUUUUGGGUGGCGCGAUUAACCUUGGUCUCAACGCUGAUCGGAGCGAAGCAGGAAAGGUCUCGUACAAGGUCUAUCUCAUCUUCAUCGCCCUUCAAGCACUGGGACCGUUUGUUGCGUUGCUUCUCAAUAAACCCUCCCAAGUCCAGCGCGCAGACGGGAAGAAGGUUGACUUGAGCAUCCUCGACCAUCCAUGGAAAGAAUUCAAGGCCACCACCCGAACAUUCCUCAAAAAGGAAUUUCUGCUCCUCAUCUUCUGGAUCGGCCAAGGAGUCUACUCUGAAUCGGUCUUCUUCACCUACAUCGCUCUCUGGUUUAGCGUACGAGCUCGAGCUCUUGGUUCGUUCGUGUCUGGCAUCGUCGCAGUUAUUGCAGGAAACCUUCUGGGUGUCUGGCUUGAUCAGAACCAAAUCGCUCUCAAGAAGCGCGCCCGAUAUGCUUACGCUGUCAUCAUGACUCUCCAAGGAGGAUGGUGGAUCUGGCUCACCAUCAACGUCACCAAGUUCAAGCGCGAUGGGCCCAUCUACGACUGGAGUGAUCCUGGUUUUGGUGCUGCAUUCGGUGUUUUCGUCUUCCUUGUCACUGGGUUCCAGCUCAACUACAACUUUGCCUUCUUCAUCAUCGGUCAGAUCUCGAACAAUUCGCAAGAGACGGUGCGGUUGUCUGCGUUGUUGAGAGGUACGGAGUCGGCAUGGCAGGCGCUCAGCUACGGUCUUAAUGCUCUUCCGAUCAUGGCAACUGUGGGAAGCACGUAUAUGAACUUUGGUAUUUGGGCGGUUGCGAUUUUUCCUGCUUGGUUGGUGAUCCGGCAGCUGGGUACAGUGGACGGACAAGCAAACAGUGACACCGACGAGACGGUUGUAGUGGAAAAGGCGUAG
Molecule: messenger RNA, 1383 nt
Organism: Fusarium proliferatum ET1
Lineage: Eukaryota; Fungi; Ascomycota; Sordariomycetes; Hypocreales; Nectriaceae
Product: putative DUF895 domain membrane protein
Exons: 2
Coding region: 1-1383 (460 amino acids)
Source: RefSeq, a predicted model, not a curated record